Messenger RNA from Gymnogyps californianus (California condor), 1065 nucleotides. RefSeq names its product calcium binding tyrosine phosphorylation regulated (gene CABYR). Bases 19 to 1065 code for a protein of 348 amino acids. Gene Ontology annotation, molecular function: calcium ion binding. NCBI's taxonomy places the organism in Eukaryota, Metazoa, Chordata, Aves, Accipitriformes, Cathartidae. The record is from RefSeq and is a predicted model, not a curated record. The transcript is spliced from 4 exons. Gene Ontology annotation, biological process: sperm capacitation. Gene Ontology annotation, cellular component: cytoplasm; sperm fibrous sheath.
CAGCUUGAGUGGGCGAAGAUGCAGUCUUCAAAGACCAGGGUGAUUGUUCCACGUGGCCUCAAGACCCUGCUUGAGGGGGUGAGCCGGGCUGUCGUAGAAAAAAACCCGGACGACAUUGCUGAAUUUUUCGCUCUCUAUUUCCAAGAGCUUGUCACCUUUCGAAAAGGGCAUCCAAAUCUGGAUAUAACAGAACUGGUUGAACAGUUUGAGUUCAUUAGCGAAAAUGGGAAUGAGGGACUGGAAGAGAAGACAUCAGAGGACACAGAUACUUUGUUUUCUGGGGAGCCCAAGCAAAGGGACAAGUGUACUGACACAGAGGAAGACCAGCUCCUUGAAGAACCUGAUAUUCAAUAUAGCUUCAAAGUAACUCAAUACCCAUCAAUUGCCAGUUCCAUUGCAGAAAGCAGAUCCCCCUCUGGAUCUGAUGGAGCUUCAUUCCUUGAAGGACCUGAACUGAUGUACGUCCCUGCUGAGCCUGCACAGCUUGCUGCCUAUGUGCUAGCCACGGCAUCACGUGAAGCAGGACAGCCACCACCACCACAUUCUAAUGUGUGGACCCUCUAUUGCCUAACUGACUUGAGACAAGGUCAAAAAUCACCACCAUCCCUUCCUCCUGCUGGAGCUGGUGUUCCUUAUUCCCAGGCAACCCUCAGUCUUUCCAGGGGGGAAGAUCAACAAUGUGGUCAGCUGUCACAAGUAUCUGCUCCAAUUUAUGUGAUGCAAGAAGAAAGCAAGAGGGGAAAUGCUCCACCUUUCAUUUUAGUGGGCUCUAAUGUUCAGACCACACAGGACUGGAAACCUAUUCCUAGCCAUGCUGUCUUUGCACAGCGAGAUGCAGGUGCUAGGAGCAGAUUCACUACAGUCCCAGUCCCAGUCGCCAGGCCAGCUGAUGAGGAAACAGAUAUGGCAAGCCCCAAUUCUAAUUCUGCAGAGGAAACUGGGGCUAAGCUACGCACACCCGAUGUUUUCUCAGUUGCCAUACCUCUGGAUGAUGUGAUGUCUGCAAAGAAAGGCUCACCAGCUGAUGAUAAGCACACAGGUAUAAAUGCUCUUGCAGAAAGUUAA